Molecule: messenger RNA, 486 nt
Organism: Cladocopium goreaui
Lineage: Eukaryota; Dinophyceae; Suessiales; Symbiodiniaceae
Source: the annotation of a GenBank genome assembly
AUGGAGGCAGCUGGCAGCAAACUUUUUGCAACGAGCUGCAGAACCGCUUUGGCCUUUGCAGCCACUUUGGGCUUUGCCUUCCCAGCAGAACGGAGCCUGCGGUGUCCGAUGCCUUCAGUCCUGCAAAUGUGCAGAUGCAGCGGAGCGGAAGUAUUGGCAAUGACCUACCAGCUGUUUCUUUGCAAUUGGUCCCUAUGUACCCAACAGAUCAUCUGGGCACUGGCCAGUGUCACCAAAGUGGCUUGCCUCGAGGACAUGGAAGUUCUUCGCCACAAUGCCGACACAGGGUAUUUGCUGGACAACUUGGAAACGAUUCUUUCACCGUGUCGAGUCACCCCACGGAUAGUCCAUGUAGAGCUGGAUGAGAUCAGAACUCACUUGGGAUGGUGGAAUUCUGGUGUCUUUGCAGCCUACUGGGUCUUUGAUGGAGAGCUGCAACUCAAGAAUUCGACGAUCCAGCUCCGAAAGCGAGCUGCUGGAAUGUGA